This is a messenger RNA of Rotaria sp. Silwood2, 1161 nucleotides long. The record is from the annotation of a GenBank genome assembly. Lineage: Eukaryota; Metazoa; Rotifera; Eurotatoria; Philodinida; Philodinidae.
AUGGCUUCUCCAGUAAAAUUGAUUUCUGUUCGCAAAAUUUCUCCACCACCAUCACCAGAAACUGAAAUGAUUUGGCUAUUUCAUGCAUAUAGAAAUCUAUCAGAAAGUGCUCAAGUCGUCGAAUGGAUUCCGUACCCAGCUGAAAUAUCAUCAUCUUUGGAAAAUGCCGUUAGGUAUGGUUUAGAAGAGACUUUUAUCAACGACACACAUCGAAUUGAUUUCAUAGAGCUGUUAGAAGUGCGCAUGGAAGAUCCAACGUGUUGCCGACCUAUUCGACGAUGUUCAUUGACUCUAUUUAGAGAGAUUGAGAGAAUGACAAAACUUGAUCCGCCUCGUUGUGAAAGACUAUCUUUCCGAUUGAAUACGAAUUUACAAUGUAGUACUAGUGUGGAUACAGCUUAUCACGGUUCUCAGUUUGUUCGUGAUUGGUUAUUGAAAUUUACUAAUGGAAAACUUAGUGUGAAAUUCAAUGAUAUCUUUCCUGCUCUUAUCAACGGUUUAAAAGACGAAGGUCGUCAGGAACCGAAAAAUAUUGUCAAUGAUAUUGUACGUAUUUUGAAUUCGGCUAAAGAUGAAUCUUGUAAGAUGAAUGAAAAGAAAAGAAUGAAAAAACUGCAAGAUUGUUGUAUCAAAUUAUAUACAAAACAAUGUUAUGUCUUUCGCAUUGUAAAUACUGCAUUACGUGACGAUGACCGAACGAAGCUAGAUACACUAGGCCCCUACUGUUAUCUUGUUUAUAAUUGCAUAGGUCGUCAUAUCCAUGAUCAACAUCUUCUAGAACUACUUCAUCGAAAUAAAUCUCAUUCGAUGACUGUAUACCGUGGUGAUAGUGCUCCGCGUAAAACAAUUGAAGAGUAUCGGCAAGCAGCUAGUCGAAAAGAAAAAUAUUUCAAAUGGUUGUCAUUCGUUUCGACUUCAGCUGAUCGUAUUGUUGCCGAACACUUUGCAUUGAAUGUUUUGUACGUCAUCGAAGUUGAACGCUAUUUAUCCAUGGAUCAAUAUACUGAUUUAGACACAAAUACAUAUUUUGAGAGUGAACAAGAAAUCUUAUUGAAACCUGGAACAAGAUUUCGAGUUACGAAAGUAGAAUUGGAUUCUAUUUCUGGGCGACACUUGGUCCAUAUAAAAAUUAUUCCAUCCUAUGUGUCUCAUCUGCGAUAA